Messenger RNA from Chelonoidis abingdonii (Abingdon island giant tortoise), 5136 nucleotides. NCBI's taxonomy places the organism in Eukaryota, Metazoa, Chordata, Testudines, Testudinidae. The record is from RefSeq and is a predicted model, not a curated record.
UUGUUCUGGACCUCGGAGUCCAGUUCUUAGCCCCGGUCCUGACACCUCUUUGCUGGAUUCAGUUUUGCUGGAUUUUGGUCUCUAUCAUUCAUCCACUUCAGGACUUUUAUAUUUGUCAUUGUUCAUUUGGCAACUGACGGUGCACACCUUAGCAUUUCCAGGCAGAAAAGUGCAGUGGACAGUGAGUUAGAAGGCACCAUGAUGGCUUUACCUUUCUACCAGAAACAUCACGAACACUAUGACCGUGCAUACCGCCACAAAGAGCUGCAAUCCACUCUGAGCCAGUAUCAAAAGGAGGAGAAGCGUAAAUCGGCUGUCUACAGUCAUGGGUCUACAGCCUACACUCGUGGAUCUGCCGCCUACCGCCAUGGGUCUGCAGCAGCCUACAGUCAUGAGUCUGCAGCAGCCUACAGUCAUGGAUCAGCAGCCUAUGGUCAUGAGUCUGCAGCCUACAGUCAUGGAUCUGCAGCCUAUGAUCAUGAAUCUGCAGCUCACAGUAGGAGGUCUGCUGCCUACAGUCUUGGAUCAGAAUCCCUUAGUAAGAUGUCUUCAGCCUAUGAUCAUGAAUCUGCAGCUCACAGUAGGAGGUCUGCUGCCUACAGUCUUGGAUCAGAAUCCCUCAGUAAAAUGUCUGCAGCCUAUGAUCAUGAAUCUGCAGCUCUAAGUAGGAGGUCUGCAGCCGAUAGUCUUGGAUCAGAAUCCCUCAGUAAGAGGUCUGCUGCCUACAGUCUUGGAUCUGAAGCCUACAGUCAUGGACUAAAAGAUUCCAAUAUAAUGAUAGAAGAUCGAUCCUAUAAGUUGAGUCCCAAAGCAAAGAGAGCAAAACAGAGUUUAUUCUCUGAGGAGAAAGAAAAUAAAGCCAUUGACUAUGUAGUACCAGUGUUCACAGGACGUCAAGUGUAUGUCAGCGGGAUUACAGAUACAGAACAAGAAAGAAUUAAGGAAAGUGCUGCAUACAUUGCCAGAAGGAACCUCUUUGCUACAGGCGAAGGAAUUAGUGCAACUAGAGUGGCCACUUCAUCCUCUACAGAAGAGCAGCAUGAAAAGAAGUCAAGGAAAGUAGCAAUACGAGAGUCAGCUGAACGUCUGGCACUGAAGAAAACGUUAGAAGAGACUGAGGAAUUUCACAGAAAGCUGAAUGAAGAUAAACUUUUACACGCUCCUGAGUUUGUUAUCAAGCCUCGUUCCCAUACUGUCUGGGAGAAACAGAAUGUCAAAUUACAUUGUACUGUGACUGGCUGGCCAGAACCCCGUCUUACAUGGUACAAAAACAAUGUGCCCAUCAAUGUGCAUACUCACCCUGGCAAGUAUAUCAUUGAAAGUCGAUAUGGGAUGCACUCACUGGAGAUUAACAAAUGUGAUUUUGAAGACACCGCUCAGUAUCGAGCUUCUGCCAUGAAUGUUAAAGGAGAACUUUCAGCUUAUGCUUCCCUUGUGGUAAAGAGAUAUAAGGGAGAGUUUGAUGAAAGUUAUUUUCAUGCUGGAACUGUUACCAUGCCUCUCAGCUUUGGUGUUACCCCCCAUGGCUAUGCUUCCAAGUUUGAAAUCCACUUUGUUGACAAGUUUGAGGUAUCCUUUGGAAGAGAAGGAGAGACAAUGAGUCUGGGUUGUACAGUUAUCAUUCAUCCCGACAUUAAGCGCUUCCACCCAGAGAUCCAGUGGUACAGGAAUGGUGUUCUUAUUAAACCAUCCAAAUGGGUCCAGAUGCACUGGAGUGGGGAGCGGGCUACGUUAACCCUUGCUCAUGCUAACAAGGAGGAUGAAGGUCUUUACACUCUUCGUGUGGUCAUGGGGGACUACUAUGAACAGUACAGUGCUUAUGUCUUUGUUCGAGAUGCAGAUGCCGAAAUGCCAGGAGCCCCGGCUUCGCCACUGGAUGUGGAGUGCUUGGAUGCUAACAAAGAUUAUGUCAUCAUCUCCUGGAAACAACCUGCUGUUGAUGGAGGAAGCCCCAUCCUUGGAUACUUUAUUGAUAAAUGUGAGGUUGGCACCACUCACUGGUCCCAAUGCAAUGAGACUCCGGUGAAGUUUGCUCGUUUCCCUGUCACGGGUUUGAUAGAAGGUCGCUCCUAUAUAUUCCGAGUCCGAGCUGUGAAUAAAGCUGGAAUAAGCAUACCAUCCCGGGUUUCUGAGCCUGUGGCAGCUCUGGAUCCUGCUGACAGAGCUAGGCUUAGAAGUCAUCCUUCCGCUCCCUGGACAGGACAGAUUAUUGUCACUGAGGAAGAACCUGCAGAGGGUGUUGUUCCUGGCCCACCUUCAGACCUCCAUGUUAUUGAAGCCACCAAGAACUAUGUUGUGCUCAGCUGGAAACCCCCUGGAGAACGGGGUCAUGAGGGUGUCAUGUACUUUGUGGAAAAGUGUACUGCAGGCACAGAGAACUGGCAGAGAGUGAACACUGAGAUCCCUGUAAAGUCUCCUCGCUUUGCUGUUUUUGACCUGGCUGAAGGGAAAUCUUACAGUUUCCGUGUUCGCUGUUGUAAUUCAGCUGGCAUUGGUGAGCCCUCAGAAGCAACUGAAGCUACUGUGGUGGGUGACAAACUUGAUAUUCCCAAAGCCCCAGGCCGUAUUAUACCAACCAGGAAUACAGAUACCUCAGUGGUUGUCACUUGGACAGAAUCUAAAGAUGCCAAGGAGUUGGUUGGGUACUAUGUAGAAGCAAGCAUAGCUGGAUCUGGCCAUUGGGAACCAAGCAAUAACAAUCCAGUGAAAGGCACAAGAUUCAUUUGCCAUGGACUCCUCACUGGUGAGAACUACAUUUUCCGAGUCAGAGCUGUUAAUGCAGCUGGACUCAGUGAAUAUUCACAGGAAUCAGAGCCUAUUGAAGUCAAAGCAGCCAUUGGGGGAGGAUUGCUUCAUGGUGUGUGUCCUGAACUGAGUGGUAAAGCUGGUGGACUAACAGACUACACUACCUCCUGGGAAGGCAUGCAUGAGUCCUCCCAGCCUAUCUUUGACACAGAUGCUUUGCUAAAAUGCAAUGCUAAAUUUAACAGACAUGUGGUACCCAGUAGCUCUGAUAAGCUGGAGAGUACAGGAGUCAGUGAAGUAAGAGAAACGGUUGAGAAUGUUCCUACACCUUCACCACAGAAGGGAGCUGCUAAGCAGGCAAGUAAGACUCAACCUGGUGACCCUUUGGCAUUGGAGAAAAUGAAAGAGAAGAAAGAUAUAGCUGCCCCAUCUCCACCUUAUGACAUCACUGUACUUGAAAGUGUUCGUGACUCAAUGGUGCUGGGAUGGAAACAGCCCAAAAUCAUUGGCGGAGCUGAAAUUACUGGCUACUAUGUGAACUAUCGUGAAGUGAUUGAUGGAGUUCCUGGAAAAUGGAAUGAGGCGAACAUUAAACCAGUUAGUGAAAGGGCCUACAGGAUUCACAAUUUGAAGGAAAACAUGGUGUACCAAUUCCAAGUGGCUGCUGCUAACCUAGCUGGAGUUGGAACACCUUCCCCCCCUACUCGAUCCUUCAAAUGUGAAGAAUGGACCAUUGCUGUUCCAGGACCGCCCCAUGAUCUCUUAUGCACUGAAGUUAGAAAAAACUCUUUGGUUUUACUGUGGAAACCACCAGUUUAUAUUGGCCGUAGUCCUGUAACUGGUUACUAUGUUGAUGUGAAGGAAACAGAAGCAACAGAUGAACAUUGGAGGAGUGUCAAUGAGAAGCCAAUUGCAAAUAAAUUCUUAAAGGUCAGUGGCCUAAAGGAAGGUGUCAGCUAUCUAUUCCGGGUGCGAGCAACAAAUCAGGCUGGUGUCGGGAAACCUUCUGAUACCACUGACCCUGUCAUAGCAGAAACACGACCAGGAACUAAAGAAAUGGAAGUAGAUGUGGAUGAUAAUGGAGUCAUUUCCCUGAACUUUGAAUGCGACCAGAUGUCUCCAGACUCUAAGUUUGUCUGGUCCAAGAAUUAUGAACCAAUUGAGGAUGAAUCUCGAUUAGCCUUUGACACCAAAGGCGGAAAGUCAAAAGCUGCUUUUAAAGAUCUUGGGGAAGAUGAUUUGGGCAUUUACUCUUGUGCUGUCACAGACACUGAUGGAGUUUCAUCAAGCUACACAAUAGACGAGGAAGAGAUGAAACGCCUCCUCGCUCUCAGCCAUGAGCACAAAUUCCCAACUGUCCCACUUAAGUCUGAGCUGGCAGCUGAACUUCUGGAGAAGGGACAAGUGCGAUUCUGGCUGCAGGCUGAAAAGCUGUCUGGCAAUGCAAAGGUCAACUUUGUGUUUAAUGACAAGGAAAUAGUUAAUGGAGAGAAAUAUAAGAUGAAGGUGGACCAUAAUACUGGCCUUAUUGAAAUGAUCAUGGAUAAACUUGAGGACAAUGAUGAAGGGACUUAUACCUUCCAACUUCAGGAUGGAAAAGCAACGAACCAAUCCAGUCUUGUCCUUAUUGGUGAUGUGUUCAAGAAGCUACAGAACGAAGCAGACUUUCAGAGGCAAGAGUGGUUCAGGAAACAAGGUCCUCAUUUUGUUGAGUAUCUGGGAUGGGAAGUUACUGCUGAUUGCAAUGUGUUGUUGAAAUGCAAGGUGGCUAAUAUUAAGAAGGAAACGCACAUUGUUUGGUACAAAGAUGGGAGAGAGAUAAUGGUGGAUGAGGAGCAUGACUUUAAGGAUGGCGUAUGUACUCUGCUGAUAUCAGAGUUUUCCAAAAAAGAUGCUGGUAUUUAUGAAGUAAUACUGAAGGAUGAUAGAGGAAAGGACAAAAGCAAACUGAAGCUUGUGGAAGCAGCUUUUGCAGAUCUGAUGAAUGAAGUGUGCAGAAAGAUUGCUUUAUCUGCAACAGAACUGAAAAUCCAGAGCACGGCAGAGGGUAUCAGAUUAUUCUCUUUUGUUAAUUAUUACUUGGAAGAUCUGCGAGUGAGCUGGUUACACAAUGAUGCCAAGAUAAAGUAUACAGACAGAGUUAAGACUGGUGUUACUGGGGAGCAGAUCUGGUUACAGAUCAGUGAGCCAACUCCACAGGACAAGGGCAAAUAUAUAAUGGAGCUCUUUGAUGGUAAAACUACACAUACAAGGAAGCUGGAUCUCUCUGGACAAGCUUUUGAUGAAGCCUGUGCUGAAUUCCAAAGAUUAAAACAAGCUGCUGUUGCAGAAAGAAAUCGUGCCCGGAUACUUGGAGGUUUGCCCGACGUUGUCACCAUCCAGGAAGGCAAG